UCCAACAUGUCUCCGCUGAAGACCUCAGUCCUGCUCUUGGCUCUGUUCCUCCCGUCGCUGUUUGCCACAGUGGACAAUGCCUUGGGUUCACCCAGGACUGGGUCAUCUUCUCCAGACGGUGGCAACCGUAGCUCCAAGUGCCAGGAAAACACCGAAUGCCAGGAAGGUGUGAUCUUACCUGUGUGGCUCCCCCAGAAUCCUUCCGUCGGAGAUAAGGUAGCCCGGGCUAUCGUUUACUUUGUGGCCCUCAUCUACAUGUUCCUGGGCAUGUCCAUCAUUGCCGACCGCUUCAUGGCCUCCAUCGAAGUGAUCACCUCGCAGGAGAAGGAGAUCACCAUUAAGAAACCCAACGGGGAGACCACGACGACCACAAUCCGCAUCUGGAACGAGACGGUCUCCAACCUAACCUUGAUGGCCCUGGGAUCUUCGGCGCCCGAGAUACUCCUCUCCAUCAUUGAGAUUGUGGGUCAUGGCUUUCAUGCAGGAGACAUGGGUCCCAGCACCAUUGUGGGCAGCGCCGCUUUUAACAUGUUCAUCAUCAUUGCCAUUUGCAUCCACGUGGUCCCUCAGGGUGAGGUACGGCGCAUCAAACACCUGCGGGUUUUCUUCGUCACGGCGGCGUGGAGCAUUUUCGCCUACAUCUGGUUGUACCUCAUCUUGGCCUGGUUCUCUCCCGGCGAGGUCGAACUAUGGGAAGGUCUUCUCACCUUCCUGUUUUUCCCAGUCUGUGUCCUCCAAGCUUGGGUGGCUGACCGGCGACUCCUCUUCUACAAGUACGUGCAGAAAAAGUACCGGACGGAUAAAUCACGGAGUCUCAUUAUCGAGAGCGAGGGAGACACCGGCUACCCGAAAAUGGACAUUGAGAUGGAUAACUCACUCAAGGAAGGAUCGGAAGGUCUGGGGGAUACGGGUAAGGAUCAAGACGAGGAGGCCCGCAGAGACAUGGCUCGGACCUUGCGGGAUUUGAAACAGAAGUACCCCGAAAAGGACAUGGAACAACUGAUUGAAAUGGCCAACUAUCAAGUACUGGUCCAGCAGCAGAAGAGCCGCGCAUUCUACCGCAUCCAAGCGACCCGUAUGAUGAUCGGAGCUGGGAACAUCCUCAAGAAACACGCGGCCGAUCAGGCCCGCAAAGCAAUCAGCAUGCAAGAAGUCCAGAUGGAGGAAGAUGAAUCGGUGACGAGAAUUGGUUUCGAGCCAGCUCACUAUCAGUGCUUUGAGAACUGUGGCUCUGUAGUCCUGACCGUGGUCCGUCGAGGAGGGGACCUGGCCUGCGUCACUGUGCGAGUGGACUUCCGUACAGAGGACGGAACGGCGAACGCUGGCUCCGACUAUGAAUUUGCAGAGGGUACCUUGCUCUUCAAGCCGGGAGAGACGCACAAGGAACUGCGGGUAGGGAUCAUUGACGAUGAUAUUUUUGAAGAGGACGAAUAUUUUUACGUCCACCUCAGUAACGCCAGGGCAGCCUGGGCCGAGCUAGGGCCGGAGCCUCCUCCAAAAGCUUGUCUCUUACCCUCCAAGAUGGCCACCGUGACGAUCUUCGAUGAUGACCACGCUGGUAUCUUUACUUUUGAGGGACCCUCUAAGCGAGUGAACGAAAGCGUAGGUGUGGUACACAUCAAAGUGUUGAGGACUUCGGGGGCCCGCGGGCGAGUGGCCAUCCCCUAUCACACCAUCGAGGGCACGGCAAAAGCCGGCGAGGAUUACGAGGAAGUGGCCGGCAAGGUGGAAUUUCAGAACGACGAGACAGUAAGAUACAUCGAGAUAAAAAUCAUCGACGAUGAGGAGUAUGAAAAAAAUAAGAAUUUUUACCUGGAAUUGGGACCCCCGGUUAUUUUGGACAUCGGACUGCAGCACGGUGACACCAAUGAGAAUCAGCUUCCUGCAGGGGAGCAGGAAAAAAUUGCCAAAAUGGGAUACCCCAGUUUGGGAGAAAACUCCAAACUUGAAGUUAUCAUUGAGGAAUCUUACGAGUUCAAGAGCACUGUGGACAAACUGAUCAAGAAAACCAACUUAGCACUUGUGGUGGGAAGCAGCAGUUGGCGAGAGCAGUUCGUGAGCGCCGUCACGGUCAGUGCCGGUGAUGAUGAAGACGACGACUCGGGCGAGGACCGUCUUCCUUCCUGCUUCGACUACAUCAUGCAUUUCCUCACCGUCUUCUGGAAAGUUCUCUUCGCCUUCGUGCCGCCCACCGAGUAUUGGUGUGGCUGGGCUUGCUUCCUGGUCUCAAUCUGCCUUAUCGGGGUGCUCACCGCCCUCACUGGGGACCUGGCCUCUCACUUCGGCUGCACCAUCGGCCUCAAGGACUCAGUCACGGCGGUGGUGUUCGUGGCGCUGGGUACCUCCGUGCCCGAUACCUUCGCCAGCAAGGUGGCCGCCAUCCAAGACCAGUACGCCGAUGCUUCCAUCGGUAACGUGACGGGCAGCAACGCAGUGAACGUCUUCCUGGGCAUCGGGGUGGCCUGGACCAUCGCCGCCAGUUACUGGGCCAGCCAGGGGAAGCCCUUCGAGGUUCAGCCGGGCACCCUGGCAUUCUCCGUCACCCUCUUCACCAUCUUUGCCUUCAUCAGCAUCGCGGUGCUGUUGUACCGGCGCCGGCCUCCGGUGGGGGGCGAGCUGGGAGGUCCCCGAACCCCAAAACUGCUGUCCACCCUGCUUUUCAUCAGCCUCUGGCUGGUCUACAUCCUCUUAGCGGCUUUGGAAGCCUAUUGCCAUAUCGAAGGUUUCUGA
Pseudonaja textilis is the source of this 2730-nucleotide messenger RNA. Its product is annotated as sodium/calcium exchanger 1-like. Gene Ontology annotation, molecular function: calcium:sodium antiporter activity. Gene Ontology annotation, biological process: sodium ion transmembrane transport; cell communication; calcium ion import across plasma membrane. Lineage: Eukaryota; Metazoa; Chordata; Lepidosauria; Squamata; Elapidae. The record is from RefSeq and is a predicted model, not a curated record. Gene Ontology annotation, cellular component: postsynapse; axon; sarcolemma.